AUCCAGACUCGUAACAGCUACGCCGCGGAUCUACACAGACAGACGCCGACUUAACACUUGGACAAAGGAGCUCAAAGUAAAAAGUUGUGAGCGUCAGCUGCAUUUCUUGCUGUGUUGUGUUUAGUUGUAUUGUUGCCAUGGAGCUCUGGUUCUUGGUUCUUCUUCUGGUUCUUGGUUGCCUAGCGAUCUACGUGGUUCUAUCAGUGUUCCUGCUGAGGAACCCUCAUCUCCUCCACCAUAAGAUUCACCUGCAGUUCUCCGCACGGAACAUCGCGCAUAGAGGAGGGUGUGGAGAGAAGCUGGAGAGUACCAUGGAGGCGUUUAACCAUGCUAAAGCGGUGGGGGCAGACAUGUUUGAGCUGGACUGUCACAUGACUAAGGAUGGUCAUGUGAUCGUGUCACAUGACGGGAACCUGCUGAGGCAGACGGGGGUUGACGUCGACAUCUCCUCUCUCAACCUGCAGGACCUUUCAGGACCUUCAGGACCCCUCUACAAAGAGAAUCUGGAGGUCACCUUCAACAUCGGCCACUACAGCUCAGGAGAGGACAGGAGGUUUGUGUUGCUGGAGGACGUCUUCAAGGCCUUCCCCUCCAUGCCCAUCAACAUUGAGGUCAAAGAGGACAACGACCAGCUCAUACAGAAGGUUGCAUCUCUGGUGAAGUCAUAUGGGAGAGACGCCAUCACAGUUUGGGCCUCUGAGAGAGAUAACCUUAUGAACAAAUGCAGGGAACAGAACCCAGACAUGCCGUUCAGCUUCACCAUAGAGCGUAGUCUGCAGCUGCUGAUCCUGUUCUACACCGGCCUGCUGCCAUUCAUAUCACUUAGAGAAACACUACUGCAGUUCUACCUACCACGCAUCUUCAACAGGAAAUACACCCCUGAGCACAGAGAGCUGAGGACCAGACUUGGAGCCUUCCUUUACGACAAGCUGACCAUGAGGAAGGCUCUAUUUGAACACCUGGUGAAGAGGGGCAUGCAGGUGCACCUGUUUGUGUGUAACGAGGACAGUGACAUCCAGGCUGCGUUUGACGCCGGGGCGACAGGCGUGAUGUCAGACUACCCAACACUCCUAUCUGAUUGGCUGAGGAGACACCCUGACCCUGUCCCGGCCAUCGCUGAGGCCGAGAGGAAGAAGAACUGCUAA
Messenger RNA from Engraulis encrasicolus (European anchovy), 1145 nucleotides. RefSeq names its product lysophospholipase D GDPD3-like. NCBI's taxonomy places the organism in Eukaryota, Metazoa, Chordata, Actinopteri, Clupeiformes, Engraulidae. The transcript is spliced from 11 exons. Gene Ontology annotation, molecular function: phosphoric diester hydrolase activity; phosphatidylcholine lysophospholipase A1 activity. Gene Ontology annotation, biological process: glycerophospholipid catabolic process. The record is from RefSeq and is a predicted model, not a curated record. Gene Ontology annotation, cellular component: endoplasmic reticulum membrane. Bases 138 to 1145 code for a protein of 335 amino acids.